This is a messenger RNA of Mycetomoellerius zeteki, 3147 nucleotides long. RefSeq names its product protocadherin Fat 4-like Cad96Ca (gene Cad96Cb). The record is from RefSeq and is a predicted model, not a curated record. The transcript is spliced from 18 exons. Gene Ontology annotation, biological process: calcium-dependent cell-cell adhesion; cell morphogenesis; multicellular organism development. Bases 344 to 2749 code for a protein of 801 amino acids. Gene Ontology annotation, cellular component: catenin complex; plasma membrane; adherens junction. Gene Ontology annotation, molecular function: calcium ion binding; cadherin binding; beta-catenin binding. NCBI's taxonomy places the organism in Eukaryota, Metazoa, Arthropoda, Insecta, Hymenoptera, Formicidae.
UAUUUGCAGUAAAAUUCGACAAUUCAUGCUUAUGUUCGUUAUGCGUAUGAAAAGACGUGGAUUAUAAGACCGUCUAGCUACGUCGAUCAAUAAGGACUACUAAGGGUGUAAUUCGUAGUCCUAUGUACUUUUUAUUGUAAAGGGCGGUGGCUAAGUGAAUAGUGGAUCAAGAGAUUAACAUUUUACGAGAUUUAUGUUAUCAAUAAACAAUUAGUGCUGUGAGAGAGAUCUCUUAUCUUAGCAAACAAUGGAGAACAUAAAUACAUGAACUUGCGAGUCUUUUUCGAGUAUAUUUUGUGAUGCAUCUGUCGACGGAAUCGGUGGACGAUGAUCUUGAAUUGCCAUGGGACGAAACGUAUUGAGGAUCUUGUUGCUCCUCUGCUGCAUGCUGCAACCGCAUGUCGGACUGACUCGAGACCACAGAGACACGCGAUGCUUUCUGGAGAACGGAGCUACCGCGGCACACCUCUUUGUCAGAGAGGAUCUGCCCGUCGGCGAUACUGUGGGAAUUCUCGGAGUGCUAGGUGAUCCUAGCUCGCAAGGUGAUAUUGAGCUGAGCUUGCAGGAGCAUGACAGCCCCGUCGCAUUCUCGCCAUACUCGAAGAAUUUAACUCUCAUCAGACCACUCGACAAAGAGGGUAUCGAAGGACCAGCCAGUGUCUAUAUCAACGUUAUCUGUGGAAAGAAACCUAUCGCAGAAUCGGAAUUCAUCAUACCAGUGAAUAUUCGAGUAACCGACGCGAAUGAUAAUACACCGCAAUUCGUGAAUGCGCCUUAUGUGCUGAAUAUUUCUGAGGUUACUGUCGUCGGCACGAGAGUUCUGCAAGGAGUUCGUGCUGUCGAUGCUGAUCAACCAGGACCAUAUUCUACUGUGCAGUACACAGUCCUACCAGGAGCUCACUCGGAUUACUUUAUCUUCGUAAAUGCUUUGGAAGGCACUCUUGUACUUAGAAAAUCGCUAGAUUACGAAACUCUUACCAACUUCUCCGUUGAUAUCCGUGCUCAAGAUCAAGGUAAUCCACCACGAUUAUCAACGACAACAUUACAUGUUAACGUUAUUGAUGCCGAUGAUCAGAAUCCGGCUUUUUUGCACGAUCAGUAUAAGGUUACCGUACCUCGUCAUAUAAAAGAGAAAAAGUCAUUAAGGGUAGUACCUGCUGCGAUAAAAGCUGUGGAUCAAGAUGUCGGCAUAAAUGCACCGGUUCGGUAUACGAUACAAGGUGGAAUUUUACCCUUUUUGGAUUUGAAUCCUGAGACUGCUGAAAUCGUCAUGACACGCUCGCUACAGGACCACGAGUUAAUGACGCCAGCAACUAUUGUUAUUAAGGCCACUCAAGUGAAUAAUGCAGAUCGAUAUGCUCUUGCCACGGUUAUUGUAUCGCGAGAAGAUAUGGUUGGUCCAACAGCAGGCGGUCGAUUACCCGUGAAAUUUGUGCUGAAAAAUCACCAAACGAGCGUACCAGAGAACACGCCGUCUGGGAGCGUUCUUUUAACGGCAGGAGUCAAUAAAGCUGAUCCUAAUUUAAAAUUCUGGCUGGUGGGCCCAGUGGAGGACUUAGAGAGGUUCUCGAUUACUAACUCUGGCGAGUUAAUUCUCAACGGGAAUUUAGAUUACGAACGGCGGUUUCAGCACAGCUUCUUGAUUCAUGUCACAGAUGGAUAUCAUAACGAUACAUCUCAUGUGAAUGUUUCGGUCGAAGAUGUGAAUGAAUGGGAACCUCGAUUCCAAUAUUCCCGGUACGAAUUUCAUGCUCAUUCCGCGAGAGAGGGUUCCGUCGUAGGAAAGUUAGAAGCAGCUGACGGCGACAGGGGAGACAAAGUUAACUUAUCUCUCAGAGGACAAGAUGCAAGAUCCUUCGAGAUUAGAGAUAACGGAGAAUUAGUGCUGAGAUCAUUAGGUUUAUUUAACGGAUCUUUGGCACGAUUUAUAGCGGUAGCUACCGAUUCCGGAAAACCGCCAAGAUCCAGCAUGAUUCCGGUGAUCGUUCAUAUACCUAACGCCGGUUCAUUGCCGAUCGCUGCGAGAGCCGCACCCGCUUGGCUCGGUAGCAGCGUGUUAUUAGUUGCAAUCUUCGGCGCAGUUUUGGGUCUUCUUGGAGUUGUCAUACUUAUUCUCAUCCUUUACAUUUAUAAACACAAAAGGCCAAAAAGUGGUGGUUCGGUCAGCUCUGUGGGUACUGGAUAUCGUGAGAAAUCACCAGUUCCCUCAGCUUUAAGUCCCACUCCGCAAGUUCUAGGCGCUAAUGUUCUUCAGGACGGCUUGGAAGUCCCACGGAAUCGGCAUCACGAUAUUGACGACGAGAAUGAUAACGUCGACAGCCGUAACGAAAUCGAUAAUCCCGUCUUCGGAGAAACCAAUGAAAGCUCGUACAGUACUACAAUCAAAAGUAUAGCAUCGGCGAGACAAUUACCAUUGUAUACCCGACAUAAAGUGGCACCCGCCCCAAAUCCGCCAGCUUUAUCUGCAACUUCGAACAUUCCCAAUAUCGGUGGACUCGUGCAGAAUAUGAAUGAUUUGAGUGCUAGAACCAAUCUGGAUGCUGGAUCUCACGACUCUUCCAAUUAUUCCGGAGAUCCUCCAGAUUCUCUCGUGCCAGCGUGGCCUGCUAGUUCAGCUUUACCAAGGAUCAAAAAGUUAUCUUGGGACGACGAUGAUAGAACUGUGGAUAGCGUCGAGAUCGCGGCGGAAACGCGAACCGGAGACAAUCAAGUUGGCAACGAGAGGCUCAAUCUCACUGUGUACUUUUAACGAUCCAUUAUUUUGUAAAUGGGACGAAUAAGGACGGGAAGAUUGUUGUAAGCGCUGUUUGGUCAGUUUAGUUAAAUAAAAUCUCGUUGAUGUCGAAAUUCUUUGAAUGAACUUCGAAGCAUCGCAAAGCGAUGCGACCUUAUCCGGUCCACAGAGUAUCUGUGCUAUCUGCGCAACAUAGCGUUAAUUCGCAUCAUCCUGAAUAGAUUACGUCCAUUAUUUGCGUGAUGCGACAUCGAUCUCUGAUAUUAUAUAAAGUAAUCAUUAAAAAUAGCUAGAAAUUGAACAAUAGAAAAAUGUUACGCACGGUAUAAAAAAUUUUUAAUGUUAAAACAGAAAGAAGAAAAGAAAUAGCGAAUUGGAGUAUGAUAAAUCUGACAUUCCUGUAAAUCUAAAUU